Messenger RNA from Acanthoscelides obtectus, 2356 nucleotides. The record is from the annotation of a GenBank genome assembly. Lineage: Eukaryota; Metazoa; Arthropoda; Insecta; Coleoptera; Chrysomelidae.
UGGCAGCCGCAAGAAACAGCAGACUGCACCUGAAAGAGAAACUAAGUCUCAAAACAUGGUUUCAGUCUGUCAAAAUUAAGCGCGGAAUUUUCAAAAACUUGAGUAAUUUCGAAUGGACCAUCAAAUUUGUUCUGAAGCUUGUUUGAAAUUUGAGACUGUUUCACAAAGACUUUAUCGCCAACUUUAUAUGAUUGUAAAUUGGGUGACACUCUACUAUCAAAGCGAAUUUUUGCUUUUUGCUUCUGUUCGUCAGUUCUCACGCGGGCAAUUUUGUAGUGUAAUAUUCGAGUUUAUUCCGAAUGUCUCGAACAUACUUGGACAUCAAUUCUUUUUCUAAUGCUGGCAGUACACGCUCGUCGAAGCCAUCCGAAUGCGAGACUCCCCGAUGCGAGGCGGCCCGAGGCACGAGGCCCGAGGACACCGUGUAUACUCUCGCAGUAAACAUCGAACCGGCUCCUUGUGUAGAUUCGUGCGAGUGAUGGCCAAGAACGUGGAAAUUUGUGUAGCUGUAGCCUAUGCUGCUUAUUGUUACUAUAAAUAUUUGCAUAUUAUAUCAACUUCAAAAAUCAAGAAGCCUUGGAAGAAAAGAAGAUGGUGGGUGAAAUCAAUCAAUCGAAAUAGAACGAGGGAACACAUGGACAGACAAUUGAGCGAAUUGUUAAUGGAACCUGGUGGUGAAUUUUAAAAUUUUACUCGAAUGUCUCUAGCUGAUUUUGAGUAUCUUUUAAAUAUAGUCUCACCAAUGAUUUCCAAAAAAGAUACUUCAAUGAGACAGGCAAUAACUCCAAAAAUACGGCUAGCAAUUACUUUGAGAUAUUUAGCCACAGGCGACAGUUUCAAGAGCCUACAUUAUUUAUUUAAAGUUUCAAGUGAAAUAAUAUCGCGGAUUAUUCCGGAGGUCUGUGCAGCACUGAAUGAGGCUUUGAAAGAUGAAAUUAAGAUGCCGUCAACUACAGUUGAGUGGAUAGAAAUUGAAAAAGGAUUUAGAGAUAAUUUUCCCCACGCCAUUGGAGCAAUCGACGGAAAACAUGUUCUAAUCAAAUGUCCUGAUCACACUGGAUCAGAAUAUUACAAUUACAAAAGAACCUUUAGUAUUGUUCUUCUAGCUGUAGUAGACAGUAAAUAUCGAUUUAUAUUUUGUGACAUUGGAAGCCAAGGAAGAAUCAGUGAUGGCAUACUUAGAAAUAGUGUGUUAUGGAAAAAUAUUUGUGAAAAUAAGAUGAAUUUUCCUCCACCUUGCCCCUUACCCGGAUUAAACGUUGAUUUACCAUAUGUUUUCUUGGGAGAUGGUGGUUUUGCAUUAAGCGAGAACUUAAUGAAGCCAUAUCCUGGCGAUCAUAAAUUGAAUACUCCCAAACGUAUUUUCAAUGAAACAUUGUCAAGGUCUCGUGUAUUGUCUGAAAAUACUUUUGGAAUAUUAACUCUCAGAUUCCGAUUUUUCAAAAAGCCAAUCGAAUUGAUGCCCGAAAAAGUGACGCAGUUAACAAUGACAUGUGUACUUCUACACAAUUUUCUUAUGAAAAGUUCUAGUUCAAAAAACAUUUAUAACCCGUCGGCCACUCUUGAUAAAUAUGAUAACGGCGUUUUUAUUGAAGGGGCUUGGAGGCAAGAAGUACCUCAAAACUGUGCUAUUCGAUGUGUAUCACAUAUUGCUCGUCGAUCACCGAUUAGUGCGACUAAGAUUAGAGAUAAUUUCACUGAAUAUUUUGUGAAUUUAAAAAACAAAUAAAAUAUUGUAUGACAAGUAAUAAGUAAUAGUUAUUUUAUUGAAUGUACUUACCGUGUCUUGACUGUUUAUGGUAGGGUGGCAGUCAUAUAUUUGACCAAGAAAAGUUUCCAUAAAGCUGUAUGCAAACCAUAUAGGCUUGUAAAUAUCAUCGCCCCCAGCACCGCUCCUAAUGGACGCAUUUUUCCUUCUUAAGUGACCCCGGAAGGUGGCCAUUGAAGAAUCUUUUUUCUUCUUUAAUUCUGCCACAGAUUUGCCUGUAGAUUCAGAGAUUCGAUUCCAGGCGUCAGCUAAUUUCUCCUUUCUUUUAUGAUUUUCGUCAGAGGGAUCCCACAAACAAGGUUCGCUCUGAUAAAAUUCCAAAAACUUGAUAGUAAAAUCAUUUGUCCACUCCAUUUUAAAAAUAAACAAUGUCAACCAAUAUAGCCGCAAACGAAAACUAAUCACGCCACAAAUUCCACUGUUCAACAAGAGACCAGCGUGUGCCGAGGUCGCCCGAAUAUACCAUGUCCACGCUCGCGAGACCUCCCACUUACGCUCUCGGUUCCUUUGACUCGCACUGGGAGACCGCUUCUACACCGAGCGCUCCGAGGGCGAGGCGAGAGGGUCUAGGGCGAGGCGGGAAUAGUA